GUGGCGGGGCCGGGCCGCCCGGACUCCUUCCGCCGCGGCCCCGCCCUCCUCCACGGGCGGGUCGCCGCCUGAGCCCCGGGGCGAGCGGUACUCAAAGAGCUACAGGCAUAUUUGCCUGCAAAAGCAGAACUAUGAACGUGUACCCGGGAAACGGUCAGAAUUGAAUUCUGGCUCCCUACGCGGAUAUUUAGAUAGUUAUGAAAGUCCCACCUCGCCACCUCUAAUUGCAACUGGGAUUACGAUUAGGGAUGUGGUACUGGAAAGAUGAAACCAGAAGUCUUGAAUUCAGAAGUUUUUCAUCUGCAGUAGAUCUCAGGGAAAGAGGAAGAGGCAAAACAGUUCACUUUGCUGAAAUUGAUGGUCCAGCUUCAGACAGGUUGACAGAUAAAAGGCUUGCUUCAAGAGACGAUAAAUCACCUAAAGCCUUAGAGAAACGAGGUCAGCAAGGCAACGUUACACUGCAUGAUGCUAAAUUUGUUGCUUUGCUUUUGCUACAAGAUACUGAGAUGCAGAGGAUCUGUUCUUUUACAACGUUUAUGAGGAAUAAGAAUCUUGACAAUUUCCUCAUGGCAUUAUUGUACUAUUUAUCUCAUUACUUGGAAAAAAACUCACUGGAAAAGAAACCCAAAAGUUAUAUGGUGGGCCUUGUGGAGAAAAAAGAGAUGGAAUUGGUUCUAAGGAAGUUGGAGGCAGCACAGAAAUACUUGGCGGAGAAGUACUGCGUCCUCGUCCUGGGCCUGGGCAUGCCGGACAAGCACCACAUGUGCUGCGGGAAGGAGAAAAUAUCAGAUACGCAAAAAGACUGGAAGUUCUUUGAGUCCUUUUUCACUUUCUGUACAUAUGUAGCUUGGAUUGUCUUCCGACGUCAGCACUUCGUAGAGAUUGAGGAAGAAAUAGGGAGGCUCUUUCGUACCAGUAUGUUCAACAUCCCUCGAAGGAAGCGAGAGGAAGAAGAAUCAGGAGGGGAAAAGAAACGCAUGACCUUUGUACAAUUCAGGAGAAUGAUGGCAAAGCGCCCAGCGAUUAAAAAAGCCAUUAACAUGCGCUCUCCAGUCAUGUCAACUCUGCUGCCAUCUCUCAGAGAAAAAGCUCAGAGUAUCUUUGAGAAAAAGUAUCAUCAAGGAAGCAUCAAACUCCCAGCCCAGAUGCAGGAGCACAUGGACAGUCUGGACUCUGUGCCCAUGCCAGUAGUUGGCAUCCUGGGGGAGCCUCGAUGUCUGUUCAAUCCCCAUACUCUUCUCCCCCUUGAACCAGAAGAAAACAUGAAACCAUCUGGGAGACAUCCUUCCCUGGUAGAAAGAAAUAACAUGAAGAUUCAGGAUACACUGGACUUAGUCAUGAGAGCACUAUCCUUUCAAACAACAUUCCCGAAACAAUCUGGCACAUUCCAUUUCUGGAACUAAGUCUCUGUGUUUGAAGUAAACUACUUUGACUUAAUCACUUUAUGUAGGACUAAUAUUUGUUGUUAUUAAACUUUUAAAAUUGUUGAAAUCACUUUGCUAAAAGUUCAACAAUAGACUAUUAAAGAAUUCCAGAAAUCUCUUGAAAAGCUCAUUUUCCUGUAUUUAAUAGUUUGCUUUGCUCUUUACUUACUUCCUGGGCUUCUCUGUGACUAUUUACAGUAAUGUAUUAAAACUUUUAGCCAAUGUUCUAGUGCACUAGUGAAAAAACAUUCUGUUUAUUCAUUUCUAAGUUCAUUUUUGCUUUAUGAGAGAGUAUCUUUGCCACAUUUGAAAACAAAAUUUCAUAAAGAGGCAAAUUAGAAUGUUUUUAACAUUAAAUCUCUUUCUAUGGCUAUAUUAUUGUUGGCACUGGGAUAUAAAGUGUAUCUGACUUAUUUAAAA
Messenger RNA from Equus caballus (horse), 1844 nucleotides. It is a transcript of the gene PPP1R36, whose product is annotated as protein phosphatase 1 regulatory subunit 36. NCBI's taxonomy places the organism in Eukaryota, Metazoa, Chordata, Mammalia, Perissodactyla, Equidae. The record is from RefSeq and is a predicted model, not a curated record. Gene Ontology annotation, molecular function: phosphatase binding. Gene Ontology annotation, biological process: negative regulation of phosphatase activity.